GCAGCCGUGUCUGACUAACUUGCAUAUGGCCAACUCGAUGGAGGAUUGCUACAGCAGGACGCCAAGGGAAAAACCACAGGGCUUUUCUCUGGACUGAGACGCAUUAUCUCCAUCGCACGAUGAUAUAAUCAUCGAGAAAAGGGGGAAGACUUCAGGACAUCCGAAGUUGGGUCCAGAGAUGUGCGGGGCCGAGAUUGCAACGUUACGACGUGUUGUUCUGCUUCUGUUGUGUCCAAGCGUGCCAGUUGCAUUUUGAGACGGUGUCUACCACAGGCCCAGGAGGCAGUAAAUUGUUCUAAAGGAAAAGGACAACAAACAAGGGAAAUGACCAUGGCUGGAGCCCCAGGCUUCUUCUCCAACGGACCUGCAUGGACGGUCACCGACACAGAAAUGACCAACCUAUACCGAGAUUUGGAACUGGGGACCGUACUAACAUUAUUUUAUUCGAAGAAGUCUCAACGCCCGGAGAGAAGGACGUUUCAAGUGAAGCUUGAGACCCGACAGAUCAUUUGGACAAGGGGCACAGACAAGAUUGAAGGAGAAAUUGAUAUCAGAGAGAUCAAGGAGAUCCGGCCGGGGCUGAAGUCGCGUGACUUUGAGCGCUACAUGGAGGAUUCGGCUGCUCGACUGGACACCAGCCACUGCUUCGUCAUUCUCUAUGGGACCGAGUUUCGUCUCAAGUCCCUCAGCCUGGCAGCCACGUCGGAUGAGGAGAUGCUGAUGUGGGUGAAAGGCCUGACAUGGCUGGUGGCCGACACACUCAAGUCUCCCACUCCUCUGCAGAUAGAGAGGUGGUUACGGAAGCAGUUUUACUCAGUGGAUCGCAACAGGGAAGACAAGAUUUCCUGCAAAGAUCUGAAGAACAUGCUGUGUCAGGUCAACUACAGAGUACCUAACAUGAGGUUCCUCCGAGAGAAGCUUCCGGACGCGGAGCUGAGAAACGGCGACGUCUCUUACUGUCAGUUUGCCCAGCUCUAUCGCAGCCUAAUGUUCGACGCCCAGAAAACAGUGGAGUUGAUUCAAUUAAGGGGGUAUCCAAUCAUCCUCUCCAUCGAAGACCACUGCAGUAUCGUCCAACAGAGGAACAUGGCCACCUUCUUCAAGAAGGUGUUUGGAGAGAUGUUGCUGACCAAGGCGGUGGACAUCUCAGCUGACGGUCUCCCCUCACCCAAUCAGCUCAAGAGGAAGAUUCUCAUUAAGCAUAAGAAACUAGCCGAGGGCAGUUCCUAUGAAGAAGUGUCCACCUCAACGCCCUACUCUGAGAAUGACAUCAGUAAUUCCAUCAAGAACGGCAUCUUGUAUCUCGAGGAUCCAAUCAACCACGAGUGGUACCCUCACUUCUUCGUUCUGACCAGUAGCAAGAUUUACUACUCGGAAGAGACAACGAGUAACCAGGGCAACGAUGAUGAGGAGGAGCACAGAGAGGUCUGUAACGGCAUGGACCAGCACGUGACGGAGAAGUGGUUCCAUGGGAAGCUGGGCGCAGGGCGUGACGGUCGGCAGAUCGCCGAGCGGCUGCUCUCAGAAUACUGCGUAGAGACUGGAGCGCCCGACGGCUCCUUCCUGGUGCGCGAGAGCGAGACCUUCGUGGGAGACUACACCCUGUCCUUCUGGCGGUCCGGUCGGGUCCAGCACUGUCGGAUCCACUCACGCCAGGAGGCGGGCAGCCCCAAGUUCUACCUAACGGACAACCUGGUGUUCGACACGCUGUUUGCCCUCAUCACCCACUACCAGACGGUGGCGCUGCGCUGCAACGAGUUUGAGAUGAAGCUGACGGAGCCCGUGCCCCAGACCAACGCGCACGAGAGCAAAGAGUGGUACCAUGCCAACCUGUCUCGAAGUCAGGCUGAGAACAUGUUGAUGCGGGUCCCACGGGACGGUGCCUUCCUAGUCAGGAAGAGGACCGAGUUCAACUCCUUCGCCAUCUCCUUCCGAGCGGAGGGGAAGAUCAAGCACUGUCGGGUGCAGCAGGAGGGCCAGACGGUGGUGCUGGGCACGUCGGAGUUCGACAGCCUGGUGGACCUGAUCAGCUACUACGAGAAGCACCCGCUCUACCGCAAGAUGAAGCUGCGCUACCCCAUCAACGAGGAGACGCUGGAGAAGAUCGGCACCGCUGAGCCUGACUAUGGGUCUCUUUAUGAGGGCCGGAACCCAGGGUUUUAUGUGGAGGCCAACCAGAUGCCUACGUUUAAGUGCACAGUGAAAGCCAUGUAUGAGUAUAAGGCCCAGAGAGACGACGAGCUCUCCUUCAGUAAGAACGCAGUCAUCUCCAACGUGGACAAGCAGGAGGGUGGAUGGUGGAAAGGUGACUUUGGAGGCAAGAAGCAGCUUUGGUUCCCGGCCAACUAUGUGGAGGAGAUAAGCCCUACUGCUGUGGAGCCUGACCGAACACAGCUGACUGAGAACAGCCCUCUGGGAGAUCUCUUGAGAGGAAGUGUGGAAGUGUCUUCCUGUCAGAUAGUGGUCCGCCAAGAGGGCAAGGGCAGCCGGCAGUUCGUCUUUUCGCUGGUGCCAUCGGCCGCACCGCGGUCGCCCGUCCUGGACAUUGCCGCCAGCACUCAGGAGGAGCUCAAGGACUGGGUCAUCAAGAUCCGCGAGGUCACCAUGACCUCCGAGGCGAAGCUGGAAGAAGGGAAGAUUAUGGAGAGGAGGAAGAAGAUCGCCCUGGAGCUUUCGGACCUGGUCAUCUAUUGCCGGCCGGUUCCUUUUGACGAAGACAAGAUUGGAACGGAGCGUGCUUGCUUCCGGGACAUGUCGUCCUUCCCAGAGACCAAGGCGGAGAAGUAUGUGAACCGGAUCAAGGGGAAGAAGUUCUUGCAGUACAACCGGCUGCAGCUGUCGCGCAUCUACCCCAAGGGCCAGCGCCUGGACUCCUCCAACUACGACCCCUUACCCAUGUGGCUGUGCGGCAGUCAGCUGGUGGCCCUCAACUUCCAGACCGCAGAUAAACCCAUGCAGAUGAACCAGGCCCUGUUCAUGCUCAACGGCAGGAGCGGUUAUGUCCUGCAGCCGACCAUCAUGAGGGACGACAACUUCGAUCCGUUUGACCGCCACUCUCUCAGGGGCAUGGAGACCAGCACUCUGGUCAUUGAGGUGUUGGGGGCACGUCACCUACCUAAGCACGGCAGGGGCAUCGUGUGUCCACUGAUCGAGAUUGAGGUGUGUGGGGCUGAGUAUGACAGUGCCAAGCAGAAGACUGACUCAGAAGCUGACAACGGCCUCAACCCCACCUGGCCGCGCAAAUCCUUCCGCUUCACGGUCGGCAACCCUGCGUUUGCUUUUUUGCGCUUCGGCGUGUACGAGAUCGACAUGUUCAGUGACCAGAAUUUCCUUGCACAGGCCACCUUUCCAAUCAAUGGCCUCAAGACAGGCUACCGGUCGGUCCCUUUGAAGAACAGCUAUAAUGAGGAUCUGGAGCUGGCCACUUUGCUUGUCCACAUGGAGAUUAUCAGAGGACGGCCUCAUGAGAACGGGGAGAUGAGUCCCUUCCUGGGCGCCGCCACCAUGGGACUGGCCAGCUACGUGGGGCGCGAGCGUAUGGGCGAGUCCGGCUCGGUGUCCUCGGCCUCCUCCAUGUCCCCUCUGCCCUCGUCGCCGGGCCAGGCGCUGGGCUACCGGGGCCGGGAAAACUCCUUCGAGUCGCGCUACCAGCCCCCGCUGGACGACUUUAGGGUGUCCCAGCAAGAUGCGCUGUUGGACCAUGUGGACCCCCAGAACAGGAGGCUGAUGCGGCGGACCCGAGUGGGCGGGGAGAACCGAGUCUAGAUGGAGCGGCGACGCCGAUGAGACGCCCCCCCCGGCUGCCGUCCCGGGUGCUCGCUCGCUCGCUCUCUCUCUCUCUCUCUCUCUCCCGCUCAGCUCGCUCUCUUGUCUCCGCCGGUGCCGACGAUGUCACGGACUGCUGUGAAAAUUGUUUCUAUGGAAACGUCGCCAGAGCUUUUUGGCCCACAUUUCAGGCAGAUCUCCCCUCCGUGCGUGUGCUCCCCUCUCUUCCUGCCUCUCUCUCCAGCCAAUCAGCACCAACACCCCCUCCCCCCCUCCACACACAAACACACACGCACACACAACCUCUACUGGACAGACGGCGGGGCUGGAGGUAGGAGUGGAUGGAAGCAGGGAGUGGAGCGGUCGUGGAAAGUGCAAACGCGGAGGCCAGAGUGGAGCCGUUGCCUGAACGGAGGACCACAAGGAGCCAUGGAAACGCAGCAGUGUGUGUGUGUUUCCCCAAGUUUGAGUUAUGUUUUUUUUUUUCCCUUUUCUCUGGCAUAUAUAAGUAUAUAUAGAUUUCUAUAUAAAUAUAUAUUUAUUUCAGCUUUGCUGUCUACCAGAGAACAGCCAUAGCUGACCUGCUCUCAAAGAGCCCUUUUUUUUUUUUUGUUUUGUUUUUAUUGAUCAUUUUUUUUGUGUUAUUUAAACCUUAGUUUUAACCUCUCAUAAUGUGACGCCUUUCCUUUUUUUAACUUUUGAAACUCUUCAGACCAUGUGCCCUUUUUAAACACAAGGGUUUUUCUCACCCCUCUCUGGUGAGAGACGUCCGGUAGCAUCCGGCCUGUCCCUGAGCACACAUUAGUGCUGUUUUUUUCCUCUCUUUUUCAUUUUCCUUUUUUUUUUUUAAAUCGGGAGGGGGAAAAAAACCAGAGCGACCGUCUGAAAAGAAGCUCAGGAAGAGGAUACUGCCUGUUUGUGUUGGACGCCACUGGUUUCAGGAAGAAACAGAAACAUGGGAGAGCGCAGGACUUUUCUGGCAUCGGCUGCGCCUCCCACACAGCCAGACUCUCCAUUGGUUUCUCUCUCUCUCUGUUUUUUUAUUUUUUGUAUUUUUUUGUGUUUGCGUUGUGUUGCGUAAGGCAGGUUGUCCGGAUGCGGAUAGUGGUGAACUAGCCACGACUGCUCUGCUCUACGCUAACUCUCAGCGUAGCUGGGCCACUCAGAGGACGCUGUUGCACACUCAUCUCUAACUCAGUCAGUAUGGCAGCGCACACUGUAAAAUACUAUGUUCAGUUUUACAACUUUUAUUUUGGUUCUUUUUUUUUCUCUCUUAACCUUUGCCAACAGCGAGGACAAAAUAUCCAAUGGUGUUUUUUUUUCUGCUGAGAAUACCAUCAGAAGUGUAUUGUGUAUGUGUAUGUGUAUAUACCUAAAUCUCAUCUUAAACCCCCAGCGAAACCUUUUACUGUUAAUGAGUCCAUUUAUCAUGGGAAUGAUCGCAGCUUAUUUUAGGUUGCGGGAAAUAUUUUUCCUAUAUGUAUUUUGUUUCCCCUCAGAGUCUGAGACCAUUUAGUGCUGCAGCAUUUUGUGUUCCAUGUUGCUUUUAAAAAAUGCCCUUUUCUCCUCCUUCGCUUCUGAUGAGUAUUACUCUCUCUCUAAUGCCUUUCAUUGAAGACUUUUACCUAUUUACUAACAGAAGACUUCAGCCAUGUUUAUAAUGCUUGUGUGUUGUGAAAUAUGCCAAGGAACAGUAGGGCAAGCACAGAAAAGAAAAGAGCGCCUCAUUUGACCUUGGCUUUUCCCAGAUGAAUAUUACCAAAAAAUAGAAAUAAAUAAGAGCAGUAUUGCAAAAUGAGGGACCAAAUAGAAUGACUAUGGUGCACUGAACAAAGUGCGCUGAUUGAGUGAUUUAUAUUUAUAUAUAUAUAUAUAUUGCAAUUACUUUUAUUUUCUCCCCAAAAUUGGAUCCACUCAUUUCUGUAGGUUGGGUGGACCAAAAAUUAGGUUAGCCUUGAAGGUCAGUAAAAUAUGAUUUAUAAGCCAGUUUUUCUUUUGUGCCAUUUCGACAUGAAAUUGCCUGCUUUUCAUUGAAGUGUAUUUGAUCUCAUGUUUUUACAACCGUGAAAAAAAAGUGAAUCAUCAGCUUAACUGGUGACUACCACAAUGCCCGGUGAUUAGAUAGUCCUGGAUCUACAAGCACCACACAGGAAGAAAUACCCAAGCGCCAAACUCUGCAGUUGCUGUCUUCAGCCUACAGAGGUCAUGCAGGAAGCCCCACAAGCACUUAAGUGUGUGUGUGUGUGUGCUUGCAAACAGUCAUCUUAAUUCCGUUAAUGAAAACGUUGCUCACACUAUUAAUUUUCUCUCCGUUGAAACUGUCGUUUGCCGUUUUGUAGGUACACCCACACCUGUGGUUCAGCCGUAUAACGAACUGCCCCAGACUUUCAUAUGAUGGGGACACAGAUAGUGAUAGUUAAUGUAUCAUCGUUUCAUAAAUCUGGUCAUUUUCCAUACUUUCAGUGUGAUUAAAGCUACUCCCCCCUUGAUAACCAUGGAAAUUGUUACUGGCCAACAGUAUAUAACAGUGCUAUUGGAAGAGUAUGACUAGUUGAGGGUUUGAUGACUAUUAAAUCAUGUAUGUACAAUCACUGCAACAUUGCUAUAAACAUAAACUGCUUCACCUGCAUAACCAGGUCAUGAACAUGUUGAAUAUUGAGAACACGUAACCUUAUGUUAGUUAUUCCUCAUCACAUAUGGGUCCCAAGACUACAGCUUGGAUGGACAACCAAUGGAAAGGGUCUGGCUCUGCUGUCUGCGAUUUGUUUGUGGACAUCAGGGUCAUCAAGAGUCAACAAUCAGAGCAAUUUUCAAUUCAGUUUAAUUUAUGGUGCCACCAACAAUUGGAAUUCACUGAGCCUCUUUAGCAGGCACUAAGGUGACUGUGGGCUACAGGAAAGGGGCACAAAGGUGUGCACUUCCCUCCCCAAGUGAGCGAGAGCCAGUCGGCUGCAGUGUGGACCUUCAUCUCAUUCAUGCAUGUACUCAUUCAUGUCAUCGUCUACAUGGGCUGUGUUGACUCCAGAUGACUUCUGUUUUCUUGCCGCAUCUUUAUAUAAGCUACUGGUUUAGUUCCUACGCUGUGCUAUUUAUGACCAGUGAAUACAAUACUUACAGAAAAAUGAUACAAAAAAUACAAAACUUCAGCCUCCACUAUAGGUUUUCCCAUUAGCACGAGUGAAAGAAAAUAUACAAUGUUUUUUUUUUUUGUUUAAAAUUGCUCAGCCACACUUGCCCUUGUCCUCCUUUAGGAUUUCGGCAUGGCUUGCCGGCUUUCAUGUGCCUCGGUGUACAUAUGCACACAUAUUUAUAAAUACACACCCACAGGAAUCUCCUUUUCAAUAUAUAUAUAUAUAUAUAUAUAUAUAUAUAUGUCUGUUUUGUUCUCCCCCUCAUGGUCACCCUUCUUUUGUUACUGAAGCUCUUUACGAAGCCUUUUCUGUAAUGUGCCUAUGCUAUGCGGGGUGAGAACGGGAAAGUAUACAUUUUAAUUUUGCCUUUCAUAAGAAACAUAUUCAAGCCUGAAAAUUAAAUAAAGUACUUAUUCAACUAU
Alosa sapidissima (American shad) is the source of this 7318-nucleotide messenger RNA. It is a transcript of the gene plcg1, whose product is annotated as phospholipase C, gamma 1. Gene Ontology annotation, molecular function: phosphatidylinositol-4,5-bisphosphate phospholipase C activity; protein binding. The record is from RefSeq and is a predicted model, not a curated record. Lineage: Eukaryota; Metazoa; Chordata; Actinopteri; Clupeiformes; Clupeidae. Gene Ontology annotation, biological process: positive regulation of epithelial cell migration; phosphatidylinositol-mediated signaling; phospholipid catabolic process.